Malaya genurostris is the source of this 2469-nucleotide messenger RNA. It is a transcript of the gene ACOX1, whose product is annotated as probable peroxisomal acyl-coenzyme A oxidase 1. Gene Ontology annotation, biological process: fatty acid beta-oxidation using acyl-CoA oxidase; lipid homeostasis. Gene Ontology annotation, molecular function: FAD binding; acyl-CoA oxidase activity; fatty acid binding. The transcript has 10 exons. Bases 276 to 2288 code for a protein of 670 amino acids. Gene Ontology annotation, cellular component: peroxisome. The record is from RefSeq and is a predicted model, not a curated record. Lineage: Eukaryota; Metazoa; Arthropoda; Insecta; Diptera; Culicidae.
UUAUUCCAUCGUGCACAAAAACAAACAGAUUUAGAAGUGAUUUUUUUGGACUUGUCAUUCGUUAAGACUGGCUGAGAGAGAAGUGAUUUUUAUUUUGCGAUCCAUUUUUGUGCAGCAUAUUAAGUAGAAAUCUGCAUUUUCAAUUCAAUAGCUGUUUCUCUGUUGUUCGUCUAAGCACAGUAAAAUUCUACGUGUAAUAAAGUUUAGAACAUUAUUUGGACGAACAGAAAAAUAUACAUUAGCAAAUAUAUACGAAAAGUGGAAAGAUUAUAGUCAUGCCCAGCCAAAAGGUGAAUAAAGAUUUGCAGAAUGAACGUAAAAAGUGCACCUUCAAUCCUGAUGAAUUCACGCUAUGGUGGAUUGGUGGAGAGGCCAAACUUAAAGAAAAGCAUUUUCGAGAAAACUUCUUUUUAAGUGACCCAGAGUUUUCCGAUAAAACUCCCCUACAUUUCGCUUCGCAUAAGGAAAUAUACGAAGAGUCGGUCCGCAAAUCUACUGUAAUAUUCCGCAAGGUGAAAAAACUUCAAGAGCAAGGAAAGGAUGGAGUGGAUAAUUAUAUGGCCCUUCUGGGAGGAAUGUUGGGGUCUGGAAUCAUCCGUGAAGGAAAUCCAUUGGCGGUGCAUUUUGUAAUGUUCCUUCCAGCUAUACUGGGACACGGAACACCUGAACAGCAAGCAGAAUGGAUUGGGCGGGCAUGGAAUUGCAACAUAAUCGGCACCUAUGCGCAAACCGAAUUAGGACACGGUACAUUUAUAAGGGGUCUAGAGACAACUGCUACUUACGAUGAAAAAACCAACGAAAUAGUAAUCAACAGUCCUACGCUCUCUUCUUAUAAAUGGUGGCCAGGUGGAUUGGGCCAAACAGCGAACUACUGUAUAGUUAUAGCUCAACUAUACUCUAGAGGCCAAUGCCAUGGAAUUCAUCCGUUUAUAGUUCAAUUACGCGAUGAAGAAACCCAUAUGCCUCUACCUGGCAUUACAAUUGGGGAAAUUGGAAAUAAACUGGGUAUGAAUGGAGUAAAUAAUGGAUUUCUCGGUUUCAAGAAUGUUCGUAUUCCGCGUACAAAUAUGUUGAUGAAGAAUGCCCAACUUCAUGAAGAUGGAACUUUCGUAAAACCCCCGUCAUCAGUAUUGACCUAUGGAACAAUGAUGUUUGUUCGGGUUGUAAUCGUAUGGGAUGUAGCUAAUUACCUUUCGAAAGCAGUAACAAUCGCAACAAGAUAUUCAUGUGUGCGUCGACAAAGCGUUAUCAACCCUGAUGAGCCAGAAGUGCAAAUCAUUGACCAUGUGACGCAACAGUAUAAGUUAUUUCCAGCUAUCGCGAAGAGUAUUAUAUUCAAACUUACCUCCGAUAACUUAUGGGAUAUGUAUAAUCAAGUGACCUCUGAGUUGGAGAAAGGUGAUCUGGAAAGGUUGCCAGAAUUACAUGCCAUUGCUUGCUGUUUGAAAGCAGUUUGCUCGUCUGAUGCGGCACAAGGAGUCGAAAUUUGUCGUCUCGCUUGCGGUGGCCAUGGGUACAUGACAUGUGCUAACCUUUUUGGUACCUAUGGUAUGGUAACAGCUGCCUGCACGUACGAAGGUGAAAACACGGUACUUCUACUACAAACUGCGAGAUAUUUACUGAAAGUAUGGAACCAAGCCCAGAAGGGCCAGGAGCUAGUACCAACUGUGGAAUAUCUGAAGAGUUUUAUCACCAAUAAAAACAAACGUCAACCAUGGAGCGACUCGGUGCCUGGAAUCAUAAGAUGUUUGCAAACUGUUGCUGCAGGAAAACUUCGACUCGCGAAUGAACACAUCGAACAGCGAGAACAAGCUGGCUACACUCAAGAAGAAGCAGUCAAUUUGACAUCGUUAGAACUUGCACGAACGGCCGAUGCUCACUGUCGAGCUUUCCUGGUACAGUCGGGUUAUGAGAUGAUAGAGAAAGUAUGUGUUUCUAUUUCACCCGAGUUGGCACGUGUUUUGCGAGACAUUUACGAAUUAUACGCUUAUGACGAAUCCCUCAAAGCUGUUGGUGAUCUUUUAAGGUUUACCACCAUAUCGGACAGUGACAUUACACGAUUACAGCAAAAGUUGGAAGAUUCAUUGUCUGCCAUUCGCCCAAAUGCAAUUGGUAUCGUUGAUUCCUUCGAUAUUCCGGACGUAGUGCUUGGAUCUGCUCUCGGUGCGUACGAUGGGAAUGUGUACGAACGUUUAUUCGAAGAAGCUAAAAAGAGUCCCUUAAAUCAGGAACCAGUAAACAAAUCAUUCCAUUUGUACCUCAAACCAUUUAUGAAGUCUAAUUUAUAAGUUGCUCAAUUCUAGUGUAGAACAGAACAUGAUAUAAUACUUGACAAACACAUGGUGAUAGGUAAUUUGCUUACAUAUAUUAUAAUUAGAGCUAUCAGAUAAGACGGUUUACACGCACUGGUUUUCGUUAUGUACGUUAUAAACGAAUUUUAUAAAAAAAUAAAUGAUAUAGUUAUUUCUA